GACGAUGAUCGGACAAACUGAACUGAAACACACAGGGAAUAAAUACACAAAGUAAUUGACUAAAUUAACUAGACACUUUGUUUUUAUUUAAUAGAAUAUAACGUCUCUAUGCUGUACUGUAUGUUGUGUUAUAAUCUCUUUUUUUCAUUGAGUUGAAUGAAAUACUGUGCUUAGCUAAUAGUCAAGGAAUGUGGGGUUUUUUAUAAAUCUCUGUACAUGCUUUAAUGUAUGCACGCUUGAAUAAUCCGAAAAUGCCAUAUCAUCCUGCUGAACUGUGAGAAAUGGGUUAGUAAAAUUAAUUAGGUCUAAAAUGUAUAAAACACGACAGGUCUAAUAAAUGUGAUAAAUUAGGUGCUUGGGGCAUUGGUCUCGAACUUAAUUCCUCGAGGACCACAGCCAAUACACACCUGAUGACAGUCGUAUUAUAUGUAAGUGCGAACUCGUGAAUGAGCUGUAUUAGGCGUGUCUGAUUAGGAUUGGAGCAAAACUGUGAAGAGAUGUAACCUUCAGGAGUUUGAGACCAAUGCAAAUACAUGCAAAUUACAGCAGCUUCAUUGGCUGCGCUGGCCGAGAAGUCGAUAUAGUCUCCUAUCUUGAUCGUCCAGGUUUCCAGUUUUGUUGCGAUUGAACGUGAUUCGUUUAUCUGGAUGACUAUUAAGCAAUUGGCGAUAAAGCGACGGAAACAAUUACUAGAGGCUGUAUAAGGUCAUGGCUUCCUCCAGCAAUGUGUCUACAAAAAGCCUCACAUGUUCCAUAUGUCUGGAUGUGUUCACUGACCCUGUAACCACUUCCUGUGGUCACAACUUCUGCAUGGUCUGCAUCAGAAGUCACAGAGAUCGUAGUCCAUGCUCAAAGUGCCCCUUGUGUGGGAAGGCGUUGGACUCAAAACAAGAUUUUAACGUAAACCGAAUCAUUAAAGAAAUUGCAGAAACCGUCAAAAGGAAACCGGUCCAGGAGCAGUCGGAAGUGUCCUGUGACAGCUGCCCAAAGAAAAAAAUGCGGACUGCUUUAAAGUCAUGCUUACACUGUGGGACCUCUUUCUGCGAGUCUCACUUGGAGCCCCAUAAAACUGCCGAAAAACUCAUGAAACACAAACUAAUUAACCCUGUGAAGAAUCUUGAGAAAUACAUUUGCAAGAAUCAUGAAAGACCUCUGGAUCUUUACUGUAGAGAUGAUCAGACAGCCAUCUGUCAGUUCUGCACCGAGAGUGACCACAGAACUCAUAACACGGUUCCUCUGGAGAAGGAGAGUUUGAAAUUACUGAUGAAUAAAAAGAUUGCGGUGCAGCAGAAAAUUAAGGACAAGAUGAGGAAAAUGAAAGAAAUUAAACAUUCUUUGCGAUUUAACAAACAAGCCAAAGAGAAAGAGACUGAAGAGAACGUCAAGUUUUUUAAGGACAUCUUUGACAGAAGCAGUAAGGAACUUUUUGAGCUUACAGAGGAAAAGCAUAAAGACACAGAAGCACAAGGAGAAAAGCUCAUCAGAGAACUAGAUAAAGACAUUGUGGAGCUAAAAAGAAGACAAACUGAUCUGGAGAAGCUUUCACAUCCUAUGGAUUUUACACAAAUUAUUAGCCUCCUGCACAACUACAAAUGCACCAACCCCUCAAAUGACAUCAGCAUUAGCUCUCUUGAACAUGGAGGUAUUUUGAGGAAGACCAUAUCACAUCUUCAGAGCGUCCUGGAUGAGAAAAUGAGAGAAACUGUUGGCAGAGAGCUGCGGUGUAUAAAACAUUACGCAGUGGAUGUGACGCUUGACCCUGACACAGCUCAUCCUGAGCUCAUGCUGUCCGACGAUAAAAAAAAGGUCUGGAAUACAGGCAAGUCGCAGAAGAUUCCUGACACCCCAAAAAGGUUUGAUUAUUGCUCAUGUGUCUUAGGAAAGAAAGGGUUUUCCUCACAGAAAUUUUACUAUGAGGUUCAAGUUAGUGGGAUGGAGUGGGAUUUAGGUGUGGCAAAAGAAUCCAUCGACAGGAAAGGGGAUAUUGGGCUCAACCCCGAGAAUGGAUAUUGGACUAUAUGGCUGAGGAACAGGACUGAGUAUGCAGCGAAUGAUCGGCCCCCUGUCUCUCUCACUUUGAAAGAGAAACCAGUCAAAGUGGGAGUGUUUGUGGACUUUGAUAAGGGUCUGGUCUCUUUUUAUGAUGUUGAAGCCAAGUAUCAUAUCUAUUCUUACACUGGGCAGUCUUUCCGUGAAAAUCUCUAUCCGUAUUUCAGUCCCGGAGAAGGUGAGAACAGGCAGAACUCACAUCCUCUGAUCAUCACACCUGUUGACUCGGUUGAAUAAAACAAGUGUAACCAUUGAAAUGAAUAGGUAUAAUCAUUUUAAAACGUUCAUAAUUUAACAAUUAUUAUUCAUUAUUGUUUUGGUAGUUGUUUCUAAUGUGAAUUGAAUUAUUUCUGAACAGGACCUGUUUAAACAUGAACAUCUUGUUUAUUUUUCAAUUACAUUAUUUUCAACACCCAAUAUAUUAUUACUUUUAUUAAUUGUGAGAUUAAUUCAGGAUUUGUUAGCAACUCUGUUUGUUAAUGUACAUUGCUGGAAAAAUUUUGACAUGAAACAGCAAUAAAAUUUUAAAUGAAACAUUGAUUGACUGAGAAUUUGUAUUAUCACAAACACACCAAAUGCAACAACAAAAAACAAAAGAACUGAAAAAAAUUGCACAUUUAAUGUAUUGGUUCACACAAAAAUGAAAAAACGCUAUAAACUACACACCCCCAAGCCAUCCUAGGUGUAAAUGUGUUUCUUCCAUCAGGCAAACACAUAUCACAGGUCAGUCAAGGAGCCGAAAGUCGACGCUCUUGUGGAAAACAGCAUUUAUGUUAAUGGAAAUAUUUUUGUUAGA
Puntigrus tetrazona (Sumatra barb) is the source of this 2845-nucleotide messenger RNA. Its product is annotated as nuclear factor 7, brain-like. Gene Ontology annotation, molecular function: zinc ion binding; protein binding. The transcript has 7 exons. NCBI's taxonomy places the organism in Eukaryota, Metazoa, Chordata, Actinopteri, Cypriniformes, Cyprinidae. The record is from RefSeq and is a predicted model, not a curated record. Bases 709 to 2286 code for a protein of 525 amino acids.